CAGCCAAUGGUGGCGCAGCGCGUCAUGUGACCGCCGGCCCCUACCCAGGUGCGCGCCGGCGGCGGCGGCACAGUGCGGGCGGCGGCGGCGGGCGGCUCCGGGAGGUCCCCGCUCACCGGCGGCAGCGCCGCCUCCUCCUCCCGCAGCCCUCGGCCGCUUCCCCCGCCGCUGCAUGGAGCGGCUGCGCGGGCAGCGCCACACCGGCCGCCGGAACAUCUUCAAGCACCGAUUUGCAGAAGAUCCUGGAACACAGAGGAGCAGCUGAGAGUCUUCAGACCAUUUCUUGUCUUCUCUAACCUUAGAAAAUUGUCUUUCAUCUUCUGGAUGACCAAGCCUUUCACCCUAAAUUUUAAGCUUUACAUUUUCUUCCUGACAACAAAUUACACGCUCAAUUUCUUGUUAUUUUAAGGGGCUGGAGAGCUGAACUCACUAGCUGACCAGCAUGGCUAAGAUUAGAUUGCUUUUAACUGUUUGCCAGUUGGUGCUAGAAUUGUUAAUGAAUUCACUAACUGAGUCUUCCGUACAGAGUAAUGAAUGUCCACAGCUUUGUGUAUGUGAAAUCAGGCCAUGGUUUACACCACAGUCAACGUACAGGGAAGCCACAACAGUUGACUGCAAUGACCUUCGUUUAACAAAAAUCCCCAGCAAUCUUUCCAGUGACACUCAAGUCCUUCUGUUACAAAGCAACAAUAUCGCAAAGACCACAGAUGAACUCCAACAGUUGUUUAAUUUAACAGAAUUAGAUUUUUCACAAAAUAACUUCACGAGUAUCAAAGACGUGGGGCUCUCAAAUCUUACUCAGCUAACGACAUUGCACCUGGAGGAAAACCAGAUAACAGAGAUGACUGACUACUGCUUGCAAGACCUUUGCAAUCUUCAGGAGUUAUAUAUAAAUCAUAAUCAGAUCAGCAGCAUUUCUGCAAACGCAUUCUCUGGCCUGAAGAAUCUUUUAAGACUACAUCUCAACUCCAACAAAUUAAAGGUUAUUGACAGCCGUUGGUUUGAUUCUACUCCUAACUUAGAGAUUCUGAUGAUCGGAGAAAAUCCAGUGAUUGGAAUACUAGAUAUGAACUUUAAACCACUCUCCAAUUUAAGGAGUCUGGUUUUGGCAGGUAUGUAUCUCACAGACAUCCCUGGCAAUGCCUUGGUAGGCUUGGAUAGUCUUGAAAGCCUUUCCUUCUAUGACAACAAAUUGGUAAAAGUCCCUCAGCUGGCACUUGAGAAGGUUCCCAAUCUAAAAUUUCUGGAUCUCAACAAAAACCCAAUUCAUAAAAUUCAAGAAGGUGAUUUUAAAAACAUGCUCAGAUUGAAAGAGCUUGGAAUCAAUAAUAUGGGAGAACUCGUUUCUGUUGAUAGGUACGCGCUGGACAACCUGCCUGAACUUACAAAGCUUGAAGCCACCAACAACCCAAAGCUGUCUUACAUACAUCGUUUGGCAUUUCGCAACGUUCCUGCCCUGGAGAGCCUGAUGCUGAACAACAAUGCCUUGAAUGCCGUCUACCAAAAAACAGUGGAAUCCCUCCCAAACCUGCGUGAGAUCAGUAUCCACAGUAACCCGCUCAGGUGUGACUGUGUCAUCCACUGGAUCAACUCAAACAAAACCAACAUCCGUUUCAUGGAACCUCUAUCCAUGUUUUGUGCGAUGCCUCCCGAGUACAGAGGACAGCAGGUGAAGGAGGUGCUAAUACAGGAUUCAAACGAACAAUGUCUUCCCAUGAUCUCUCAUGAGACCUUUCCAAAUCACUUAAACUUGGACAUCGGCAUGACGGUGUUUUUAGAUUGUCGGGCCAUGGCAGAACCCGAGCCAGAAAUUUACUGGGUCACUCCUCUCGGAAAUAAAGUAACUGUUGAAAGUCUCUCCGACAAAUACAAGCUGAGUAGCGAAGGUACCUUGGAAAUCUCUAACAUUCAGAUCGAAGACUCGGGGAGGUACACUUGUGUUGCUCAAAACAUAGAAGGAGCUGACACGAGGGUCGCUACUAUCCGGGUGAACGGAACGCUUCUGGAUGGUACCCAGGUUCUGAAAAUCUAUGUCAAGCAAGCCGAAUCACAUUCCAUUUUAGUUUCUUGGAAGGUUAACUCCAAUGUCAUGACUUCCAAUUUAAAAUGGUCAUCAGCUACUAUGAAGAUUGACAACCCUCACAUUACAUACACUGCUCGGGUCCCCGUUGAUGUACACGAAUAUAACCUCACGCAUUUACAACCAUCUACAGAUUAUGAAGUGUGUCUAACUGUGUCAAACAUCCAUCAACAAACACAGAAGUCCUGCGUUAAUGUUACAACAAAAAAUGCAGCUUUUGCGCUAGAUAUUUCAGAUCAAGAAACCAGCACUGCUCUUGCAGCAGUAAUGGGAUCAAUGUUUGCCGUUAUUAGUCUUGCCUCCAUUUCUGUUUACAUUGCAAAAAGAUUUAAGAGAAAAAACUACCACCAUUCCUUGAAAAAAUAUAUGCAAAAGACCUCUUCAAUCCCGCUGAAUGAGCUCUAUCCUCCACUUAUUAAUCUCUGGGAAGGUGACAGUGAAAAGGACAAGGAUGGUUCUGCAGAGACCAAGCCAACCCAAGUCGACACAUCCAGAAGCUAUUACAUGUGGUAACUCAGAGGAUAUUUUGCUUCUGGUAGUAAGGAGCACAAAGACUUUUUUGCUUUAUUCUGCAAAAACGAGAAGUUGAAGACUUUUGUAUUUUUGACUUUGCUAGCUUGUGGCAGAGUGGUGAGGACAGGUGGAUAUUUCAGAUUUUUUUAGUAUAGCGUAUCGCAAUUGUUUGACACAAAUGGCAGCUUCACCUAGCUCCCAGUUUGUUUUUUUUUCCUCCUUUUUUUAGUUAUUGUGCUAAACUUAAUGCUGUUCUAACUACAGUGCUGAAUAAAAUUAAUGAGAGGCUGGGGUUACCCUGUGAUGCAAAAGUAGCACAACCCCAUUCCUUUGAAGCCAUCAGUAGAGUACAGUAUCUCGCAAAGCUAACAUACAGUUUUGAAACUGCAUUGAACUAGUUUUGUAACACUGGUCUGAGGACUCAACACGAGAAAAGGAGACCCUGAAUGAUGUUAGUUGACUGUACUGUAAUGUUGUAUCAACUGAUUUGAAUGUUUUUGACUUUGAACAAUGAAUUAUAUUUUCAUUUUCUUUUUGUAGUUGUUGAAAAGGCUUAGGUAAAGCUAACAGGCAAUAGAAAACGUACAUCCAGUUUUUUUAGUGUAACAGACUAAAUGUUAAUUGUUCUCUUAUUCUUUUUAUUAUAUUUAGUAGACACUUUUGAGGAAUACUAGAGUUUUGUUGUGCUUAAGCCACCAACACAUGGUGUUUAAUGAAGACGGAGCUAUAAUAAAUUUAGUUUUGUUCUGAUUUUUUAUUUUAGAAGUCACAAUAAUGUAUUGGUUUUAGAUGUCACUAGUUUGACUGGUGAACAUGUUUUGACAUAAAAUAUAUCCAAAAUGUUAUAUAAAAAUAUUGUGGUUUUCUCUUGAUGGAAUUACAUUUCAACAAAGUUGCAGGGAUGGUUUUUUUUUUUUUUUUUUACACAUUUUUUUAAUAGCAGUGUUUUCUCUGCACCGGAUGCAAAAUAUUGAAAAUAAUUUAAUUUAAUUAGAAAUAUAUAUAUCAGUAUGGCUUUUAGACUGUAACAUGCAGAAUCAAAACUGUUUGGCAUAAGGCACACAGCAAAAGAUUCACUGCGAAAAGAAAAAAAGUUUCCUUUUUGUAUAUUCUUCUCUUUGUAUUUUGAGCUUAGACACAAACGAAGCUGACAUUUAGCUGUCAUGAUCAGUUAGAAAAAAAAACAACUCACUGCUACCAAGCUGAAAUAAAACAGUUGAAUUCUGGCAUACACAUGAAAAAAAAAAAGUGAACUGGAUUAAUGUUCUUUCAAAAGCAGAAAUUAAGAUAGCUAAAACUAUCAAAACAGUAAGAGUUUGGGUCCAAUAUGGAAUUGUAUUUGUUACAGGCUUAAAAUUAACCAGUACUCUUAGUAUUUUACUGAAUUAGUACGUUAAAAGUGGAAAGCCUCCAAAAGCAGUGGUGUUUGUGUGCAAGCACUGGGUAUAAUAUAAAUGCAUAAUUUGCAGUUGAACCUACAGAAGCUUUGUACUUUGUCUUUUCUGAAUCCGCUCAAGCUCUCAGCAGGGACUGCACACGAGUCACAAGCAGGGUGGGUUUCUGGUGAAGCAUAUGGUUAUGGUUACACUAGAUACUUAAUCAGCAAGCACAGAAUUUUCUACACUUUAUGACCACUGUCAGCGUGCAACCUUUUAAAUGUUUUUAUGUACCAAAUAGGUUUGUGGUGAGUAAAAGUUAAUUGUUAAAAUAAUGGAUGUGCCUGGAUCUUGGGGUUGAAGUUUUUUAACUCACUAACUUAUCGAAAAAAAAGGAAGAAAAAAGAAAAAAGACAAUUAUAGAGCUCCCCCAAAAAUUUCAAAUAGCUUCAAACUUCUUUCUCCUCUACAGCCAACUGUCUAAAAAUGAGACAAGUUAUCAGCAUAGUUUACUAAUACAGUGCUUUGGUGCAAAAACUCCAGUAUGCAUCUCAGAUACAUGCCUUGUUGAUCUUGCAUUUCAAUGUAAAGCUGAGUGAAGGUAUUAAUUAUGCAUUUAAAUCAAGUACUUCUGCUAUACACAAUAUUUUGUAUGUUCAUGAGAUCUCAAAUUUUUAAUCACAUGAUAGUUGUAUGUUGGGAUCAGGUGGGUGUCUUUUGGUCAUGGAGAAGUAGCAUGCUGGAAACAUUUAUUGUCACCUUCUCCUGUACUUAUUUUUCAUGUUAAUGGAAAUUCUCCUCUUGCCUUCUCCUCCAGAAAAGCUUAAGAGCAAUAAUUACCAUCUUGUCUAUAUGCUAUUCUCACCUUAAAACUGCCUCUAUUAUUAUAACGGCGAUGAUGAAUUAAAACUGAGAUCUCUUUUGCAGUGAAGGUUCACUCUACUUUUUCCAGAGAAAAGACAGUGAGGAUGAGGUUGACAGCAAAAUUAUGGCUUCCAACUUGCAUGACAUCAUAAAGUUCUCUUUAGAAAGUAAUUACUGAACAGGUAUCAGAUGCUGCAGAGCAAGCCCCUUUCUCCACCACCUUCCUGCAGCACUUGUGCAGCUAUGCCAUAAAUACUCGGUAACAAGAUCACGCGAACCCCUCGGCGCUCCACCUGAGCCCCCCAUUGAACUGGCGGAGGACGGUCCUACGCUGCCUCCCUCUCCCCACCCGCUCCCCAUCCUCCAUCACACACAGCUCUGAGAUCUGCUCGCCUUCAGACGCGCUCAGACCAACCGGUCCCUGCCAGCGCAGACACCACGCCGAGCCCCGUUGUGUGUGUCUGGACGGGUCGGUCUCACCCGGGUAUGUUCUGCAGUUUGGGCAGCUUCAGAGAGGGAACGGCUGGCAGGGACACGAGGCCGUGGAGCAGGAUGAAGGAGCAACUCACCACUUUGAUCAGCAACCAACCACCAGCAGCUGGGGGUACAGGAAGUGGAGCAACGUUUAAUACGUUCCUUUCCACUCGGGAAAUUAUGUGCCUGUUGUUCCCUGCAGACCUAUUUGGCAAAUCUAUGUCAUUUGUUAUCAUUACAGAGUGAUGCUGUUAAAGAACAGCAAGAGGAAACGGCUUUAUGACAGUCAUACCCUUCUCCUGGAUGUGCUGAUCUGUAACGUUCCAGGGUAGCUGCUGUAGCUGGGACUCUGGCAGAGAGCUGCGGGUUACCUGAGAACAGCUGAACAGCCAGAACCCCCUAGUUAAUGCUGCAUAUUCUGCACAUACAGCC
Molecule: messenger RNA, 5739 nt
Organism: Cygnus atratus (black swan)
Lineage: Eukaryota; Metazoa; Chordata; Aves; Anseriformes; Anatidae
Gene: LRRN1
Product: leucine rich repeat neuronal 1
Exons: 2
Coding region: 443-2593 (716 amino acids)
Molecular function (GO): protein binding
Source: RefSeq, a predicted model, not a curated record